UAUAUAUAUUAAUAUAGAUCAUAUUUUAAAGUGAAUAUUAAUAUUGAAAAUAAAAUAUGUCGCGAAAUCAAUUACCGGAUUCUUCUUCCUCUCCACCAAUAAGUCACCUUUCCUUUCAUAAUUUUGAUGACGAUACUUUCAACGAUUUACCAUCUUGCGUUUACGCUGGACAACAUCAUGGCGUUUCUGGUAACGCCGUCGGUGGUGGUAGCUUACGUAUGAAUUCAAAUAACUUAAGACACAUACAGCAACAAUAUUUACAUCAUUCUGAAUCCAUUUUGGACUCAUCCACCAACAUUGGUCUCUCAUCCAGUAGUAACGCCAAUAUGAUGUGCAAUAGCCCAAGCGCAAGCAGCAGUAACGCUGUUUACAAUCCAUCAGCUGCUGCACCAUAUAAAAUACAACGUCAGCAGGCUAACGUACGUGAAAGGAAACGCAUCCAGAGGUCCGCACCAACUGGUAGUAUAAAUUCGGCUUUCGAUGAACUUAGGGUUCAUGUUCCUACUUUUCCCUAUGAGAAACGUUUAAGCAAAAUUGAUACAUUACGUUUGGCCAUUGCUUAUAUAUCGUUGUUACGAGAAGUAUUACAAACCGAAUAUGAUCCAUUAACCUAUGUGGAAAAAUGCUUGCGCGGUGAAAUAAAGGCCGAUCGUGCUAAUUGGAAUACGAGUGAUCUAACAGCUCGUUUAUCUUGGAUAAAUUGGGAAAAUCUUGGUGUACAUCCAGGUCGUCGUACAUUGUUAACAUCUUUAGCGUUGUCUUCGGAACCCAUGUGUGGUGGCCAUUGCGGUGUACCAUAAAUCAUUUAAAAUAACUAUUGUAUUUUUUGUUGUAUAACAACUAAAUCUAGUCUUCCUUUCACUUAUAAUAUAAUAUAUAUUUUAUUUAUUUUUCCUUCAUUUCUUG
Molecule: messenger RNA, 906 nt
Organism: Teleopsis dalmanni
Lineage: Eukaryota; Metazoa; Arthropoda; Insecta; Diptera; Diopsidae
Gene: Fer2
Product: basic helix-loop-helix transcription factor amos
Exons: 5
Coding region: 57-800 (247 amino acids)
Biological process (GO): developmental process; regulation of transcription by RNA polymerase II
Molecular function (GO): protein dimerization activity; RNA polymerase II transcription regulatory region sequence-specific DNA binding; DNA-binding transcription factor activity, RNA polymerase II-specific
Source: RefSeq, a predicted model, not a curated record